Messenger RNA from Penicillium mononematosum, 258 nucleotides. RefSeq lists its product as uncharacterized. The record is from RefSeq and is a predicted model, not a curated record. The transcript has 2 exons. The coding region runs from base 1 to 258 and encodes 85 amino acids. NCBI's taxonomy places the organism in Eukaryota, Fungi, Ascomycota, Eurotiomycetes, Eurotiales, Aspergillaceae.
AUGCCGCGUUACUGGAGAAAUACAUCUUGGUUAGCUGAAAGCACUUCAUAUCGCCGAGGCCGGUCACGCACCCCCACAGCUGUGGCCAGGGCAGAUGUUCUGGAAGAACGGCCAGCGGUCGAACGAGUGUGGAUGCAGCCUGAUGAAAGUCACGCGCAACCAAUGAUGAAGACGACAACAACGCAGAGCUUUUCAAUUCCCGGCACCGAAGUCCCAUUGCCACUGAGGUGGCGAGCAACAUCGAUUCUAGAUCAGUGA